Messenger RNA from Myxocyprinus asiaticus (Chinese sucker), 2109 nucleotides. RefSeq names its product solute carrier family 24 member 5 (gene slc24a5). The transcript has 9 exons. Gene Ontology annotation, biological process: intracellular calcium ion homeostasis; melanocyte differentiation; calcium ion transmembrane transport. Bases 1 to 1542 code for a protein of 513 amino acids. Gene Ontology annotation, cellular component: membrane. The record is from RefSeq and is a predicted model, not a curated record. NCBI's taxonomy places the organism in Eukaryota, Metazoa, Chordata, Actinopteri, Cypriniformes, Catostomidae. Gene Ontology annotation, molecular function: calcium channel activity; calcium, potassium:sodium antiporter activity.
AUGGAGAAAGACACAAUUCCUCACAGAAGGAAAAGGAGAGACAUUUUGCUGUAUAUAAUUGCUAUAGUGAUGCUUAUAUUCGCUGCGGUUAAUCUUGUUUUCUAUGUUGGAAAGACUUUUCAGAGUUCAGCUCCUGCUAGAAUACGCCGGGAUGUUGAAAAUGUGACCGACUGCAUUCCACCGCAAUCCUCAGAAUUCCCAGAAGGAUUUUUCACACUUCAGGAGAGGAAGGAUGGAGGAAUUCUUAUUUAUUUCAUGAUCAUUUUCUACAUGCUUUUGGCUGUCUCUAUUGUCUGUGAAGAUUAUUUUCUGCCAUCUCUUGAAGUCAUUAGUGAACGUCUUGGUCUUUCUCAAGAUGUUGCUGGUGCCACUUUCAUGGCAGCUGGGAGCUCCGCACCUGAACUAGUCACUGCAUUUCUGGGUGUGUUUGUGACAAAAGGAGAUAUAGGCGUGAGUACCAUCAUGGGAUCUGCUGUGUACAACCUUCUGUGCAUCUGUGCAGCGUGUGGACUCUUAACCUCUGCGGUGGGUCGUCUCACCUGUUGGCCAUUAUUCAGGGACUGUCUCGCAUACGCCAUCAGCGUAGCCGCUGUGAUUGCGAUAAUCUCAGAUAACAGGGUUUACUGGUAUGACGGCGCAUGUCUUCUACUGGUGUAUGGUGUUUAUGUGGUGGUGCUGUGUUUCGAUCUAAAGAUCAGUGAGUAUGUAAUGCAGAGGUUCAGUCCCUGCUGUACAUGUCUUAUUAAGAGGUCACAGGAGCGCGGCGAGCACCAGCACCUUUUAGGGUGGAGUGACGACAGCAGCCUCAGGGUGCACCGGCGUUCCCGAGCCGACAGCGGAAUCUUCCAGGAUGAUUCUGGAUAUUCUCACCUCUCUCUCAGUCUGCACGGCCUAAAUGAAAUAACCGAAGAACAGAAAAGCGUGUUUACGAUGCCAGAACACGACCUGAAGCGGAUCCUUUGGGUUCUGUCCCUGCCUGCCAUACUGCUGUUGUAUUUGACUAUACCCGACUGCAGAAAGUGCUUUUGGAAGAAAUUCUACAUGAUCACAUUUCUGAUGUCUGCAGUCUGGAUCUCUGCAUUCACCUACGUUCUAGUGUGGAUGGUCACGGUUGUCGGUGAGACACUGGGCAUCCCUGAUACAGUAAUGGGAAUGACGCUUCUUGCAGCGGGAACCAGCAUCCCAGACACUGUUGCGAGUGUUAUGGUGGCUCGUGAGGGUAAAGGUGACAUGGCAAUGUCCAACAUUGUUGGUUCGAAUGUGUUUGACAUGUUGUGUCUCGGUCUGCCAUGGUUCAUCAAGACUGUGUUUGUGGACACUGAAUCUCCAGUGGAGGUGAACAGCUCAGGUCUGGUCUUCAUGUCCUGUACGUUGCUUCUCUCCAUCAUCUUCCUCUUCUUGGCUGUUCACAUUAAUGGCUGGAAAUUGGACUGGAAACUGGGCCUGGUGUCACUGGUCUGCUACAUCCUCUUUGCCACAUUGUCAAUCUUGUAUGAACUUGGUAUCAUUGGGAACAAUCCCAUCCGAGCCUGUGCUGACUAACAGAACACUCCACUCCACUGGAACUCUUAAUUAUGUGCAGUUUAUCAUUUACAUGUUUAGUGAAGGGUCUCAAACAUAGCUGGAAAAGGGCCAGUGGUCUGUGUUCAUUGCUGCUCAUCUCACUGGUGUUGUCUUUUCCUGUCACCCAUCAGGCUGAUACGGCAUCUUCUGAAGAGAGUCAAUGUUCAUGUGAGGACACACUUGCAUAAUAUUUGUUUUUUUUAUAGACCUUAGUCAGGGUAGAUCAUAUUUAAUUUUAUGUGAAUGAAAAUGAGGCUGACCUCAAUAAACCCUAACUAAGAUCUUCUGAGAAAACUUAAGUGAUUCUGUCACAAGGGACACUUUGACCUCACUUUUUUAAACAAAUAUUGCCUACAUACAGUGGCAAGAAAAAAAAAUAUGUGAACACUUAUUAGCUGGUUUUCUGCAUUUAGUCGUAAAAAUGAUCUCAUCUUCAUCAAAGUCACAAGUAUAGACAAAACGUCAUGGUUACUUGUGUAACCUCCGUUCCCUGAUGGAGGGAACGAGACGUUGUGUCGAUGUAGUGACACUAGCGGUCACUCUUGG